AUGUCCUCCUCAACCCCCGCCUUCCCACCCUCCGAAAUCCGCGAGAUCGUGGAACAAGUAACAACCCUCCUAAAAGACCGCAACGAAACCGUCAGCAUAGCCGAAACAGCAACCGGCGGCCUGAUCAGCUCCUCCAUCCUCAGCACCCCUGGCGCAAGCAAAAUCUACAAGGGCGGCUUGACCCUCUACACCUUACCCUCCCGCAUCGCGUACGCUGGCUGGACACAGCAGACGAUCGAAGGCUAUAAGGGUCCUACCACCGAUAUCGUCUCGGGUCUAGCGAAGCACGUCAGGAAAGAUCUAGAGAGCACGUAUACGUUAUCGGAGAGCGGGACUGCUGGGCCUACGGGCGGGCAGACGCCGAAUAGGCAGCCGGGGUAUGUUGCUUUGGCGGUAGAUUGUGAGAGGGGGACGUUUACGAAGGAGUUGAAUACGGAGUUGGGGACGGAUCGGGUGGCGAAUAUGGUGAGGUUUGCCGUGGAGGCGUUUACGCUGUUGAAGGAGGUUAUUGAGGGGAGGGCGAAGUUAUAG
This is a messenger RNA of Saxophila tyrrhenica, 531 nucleotides long. RefSeq lists its product as uncharacterized. Lineage: Eukaryota; Fungi; Ascomycota; Dothideomycetes; Mycosphaerellales; Extremaceae. The transcript has a single exon. Bases 1 to 531 code for a protein of 176 amino acids. The record is from RefSeq and is a predicted model, not a curated record.